GCCGACGCAAGGCGAACAGAGCGAACGAGUUCGAAUCGUGUUUCUUGUCUGUGUAUUUGUCGUUGUUGUUGUUGGCACAGGCAGUGCUCGUGCCUUGGCGCUCAGCCCACGCGCGUAUGUGUGUCGUAUAAAUUUUGUUAGCAUUUUUUUUUUUGGUUUCGCUGUUGGUGUAGCAACAUUUUGCGGCCAGCAGCCGCAGCAGCCUCCGCAACAUGCAGUGGUGAAAUUGGCCGAGACCGAAAAACGAAACGAAACGAAGCAAAGCAGAGCAGAGCGAAGCUGAAGCUGAAGCAGCAGCACCAGCAGAAGCGAAGCGCAUAGAAACUCAACACAAGCAGCAAAUCAUUUGGCUUGUUGUCGUCUGUUGUCGCCUCGCCUGCAGGAUACGCGACGAGGACGUGGACAAAACAGAACAACGCUGGCCGUUGACCGAGUUGCAUCGCAAUCGCAGCGGUCUCUACCCUCAGCAGAAACACUAAAAAACAGUUAUAGAACAAGUGCCAGAGUGUGCGUGAAAGAGAGAGAGAUAGUAAGAUAGAGAGAGAGAGUGAGUGAGAAUCAACAGCAGACAGUGGAAACAGAAACCGAAAUUGAAAUCGGAAAUCGGAGCGGCAGCUGUUGCAUGCGGCCGCCGUGCCAGACUCAGUGACGCCGCCGCUCAGCGUCCGCGUGCCGCGUGUGCUGCGUGUCUUUGCGUGUUUUUGUUGCUUUUUUGUUUUGUGCUCACGCCGUUCGCCCGUUGAUCCUCGCGAGUGACAGAGACACAUACACUUCAAGGAAAAGUGCCAUCGAGUGUGACACAGCAAGAGCAGAGUGAGAGCGAGAGAAAGAGUUUGAAUUUGCAUUUGGCUUGGCGAAGGACCCAGAGAUGAGGCUGCGCAUGAAGCUGCAGCUGUUGCUGCAACUGGCCGCGCUGGUCACCUGCUUGGCCCAUGCCGCUGGCGGCGUCAGCAUCAACGCCAAUGAUCCAUGCUAUUUUGAGGGCAAGCCACGCAAGUGUCUGCCGAGCUUUGUGAACGCCGCCUACGGCAAUCCGGUGCAGGCAUCCAGCGUCUGUGGCGCCCAGCAGCCGGAGCGCUUCUGCGAGCUGCAGCGCGAUGGCAGCGCGGGCGAGUGUCGGGUGUGCGACAAGUCGGAGCAUCGCUAUGGCGCCGCCGCCCUCACAGACCUCAACAAUCCGAGCAAUGUCACCUGCUGGCGUUCGGGCAGCGUUAAUGUGCCGCACGAUCCGGACACAGCGCCGCCGGACAACGUCACCCUGACCCUGUCGCUGGGCAAGAAGUACGAGCUAACCUACAUAUCGCUUUCCUUCUGCCCCAAAUCGCCGCGGCCCGAUUCGUUGGCCAUCUACAAGAGCUCCGACUUCGGCCAGACCUGGCAGCCGUUCCAAUUCUACAGUUCGCAGUGCCAGAAGUUUUACGGGCGUGCGGAUCGUGCCAAGAUCAGCAAAUUCAAUGAGCAGGAGGCGCGCUGCAUGAACUCGCAGCACGAUGCCGCAAGUGGUGGCGCCGCCCAGCGUUUCGCUUUCAACACACUGGAGGGUCGUCCCUCGGCUAAUGAUCUGGAUGCGUCGCUGGUGUUGCAAGAUUGGGUAACGGCAACCGAUAUACGUGUCGUCUUCCAUCGCCUGGAGCUGCCGCCCCAGCUGCUGCUCAGUCGCGAACGGGCCAAGGGCAAUGCGAACAGCUUUAGCGACGAGAUGACCGCCAGCCAGGAGGAGGAACUGGAUGAACAUGAGCUGGAUGAGCAGGACGAGUACGAUUACAAUCUGCAUGACAACGACAGCGCCGGCUACGAUCAGGAGGAGUACGAAGAGCCCAAGAAGCACCUCGAGCUCGACGACGAACUGCAUCUGGACUAUGCCAACGAUGGCGAAAGCAAGCGCCAGUCCAAGCACAAGAGCAGCGUCUACGAGAAGCACUUCCAGGGCAAACUGACUGUCAGCACUCCCAUACCAUUGCCGCCGGCAUCGCCCAAAUCCACGUCCUCAACCAAAUCGCCAACAUCCGCUCAGUUGGGCACAUCGGAUGCUGUCGCAGCCGCCGGAGCUGCUGGUGCCGCUGCCGCUGCCAUGCAGCAGCUGCUCUCCGUGUCGCAGCAUUACGCUGUCUCCGAUUUCGCUGUGGGCGGUCGCUGCAAGUGCAAUGGCCACGCCUCCGAGUGCAUUGCCACCAGCACUGGUGGCAGCGCACUGCAUGCCGACGCCGACGAUGGCCAGGACGAUGACAAUAUGCCCGCCUCGCUGCACAGCCACUUCGGACGCACUCCGUCCGCCCUACAGCUGAGCGCCAAGCUGGCCAUGACCUGCGCCUGCAAGCACAACACAGCGGGACCCGAGUGCGAGCGCUGCAAGCCCUUCUACUUCGACCGGCCCUGGGGACGUGCCACCGACAACGAUGCCAACGAAUGCAAAAUGUGCCAGUGCAAUGGACACGCACGUCGCUGCCGCUUCAAUCUGGAGCUGUACAAGCUGUCGGGCCGGGUGUCAGGCGGCGUUUGCUAUAAUUGUCAGCAUGAUACGACCGGAAGGUAUUGCCACUAUUGUCGCGAGGGCUACUAUCGGGAUGCCACCAAGCCACCCAACCAUCGCAAAGUGUGCAAACGCUGUGACUGUCAUCCCGUGGGCUCCACUGGCAAGACGUGCAAUCAUCUGAGUGGACAGUGUCCCUGCAAGGAGGGCGUCACCGGCCUCACUUGCAAUCGCUGUGCACGCGGCUAUCAGCAGACGCGCUCUCAUGUGGCGCCUUGCAUAACAGAGGUGCCCACAAAUGCGAAUAUGAUUCAAGCGGAAAGCGCUGGCGGCGGCACUGGAACAGGCGACUACAAAGAUGGCGGAGGCUCUCAGGCUGAGGAAAUGAAAAAGUAUUGCGGCAAGUGCAAGGCCAGUCCUAAGAAGCUCAAUCUGAACAAGUUUUGCAUGGAGGACUAUGCUCUGUUGGCCAAGGUAAUUGGACAUGAUCGCGCCUCGCAGGACAUUAGCACCGAAAAGUUCUCAAUCGAGCGACAGAACGAGAUUUACAAGUACGAGAUAAAUAUCCAGACGAUUUUCAAGCGUAACCCCAUGUCGGGCACAACCAGUUCGCUGUUGGGACGUGGCAAUAUGAUGCUGCUGGUGCCGCGCAAGAGUAUCGAGUGUCAGUGCCCCAAGAUCAAGUUGAACAAAUCGUAUCUAAUACUUGGACGCGACUCGGAGGCAGCGCCGGGCUAUCUGGCAAUUGGACCCAGCUCCGUGGUAUUGGAGUGGAAGGACGAGUGGUCGUUGCGCAUGAAACGCUUCCAGCGGCGCGCCCGCAAAUGCAGUUGAAUCGAACCGGAAACGGAAUAUGUCAGAGCGGAUUUCAAUUUCAUACACUUGGCUAGGUAUCGGUUUUUGUAUAAAUUGUACAGUUUACUCAAGUUUCUGACCUUUUUCGGUAUCAUGUUUUAAUUAAUCCCCACCCUUCACAUACGCACACCCACACACAUCCACACAAUAUACACUAUCCACACAAUACUUAUUAUAGACAAAAAGCGGAGUCUUCCCAUACUGAAUAUAUCUAUCUGAACAACAAAAAAGGAAAAAAACUACAAAAAAAAAACAUCUGAAAUCCUCUAGUUAAGCUACUCAGCGGCAUUCUAGUCUACAGGCACUCGAACACUGCAAAACACUAGGCAAAAGCAAACAACAAACAAGCCAAAUGCUAAUUACAAUCUGAAGGGCGUGUGCGUGAGUAUGAGUGUGUGUGUCUGUCAAGCACAUUUAUGAGGGCCAUAAAAUAACAGUUAUAAAUUUGUAAUAAGUGCGAAAAGCGUAGCAUAUCGCGUGCCUGUGUGUCAUGAAUAAGGAGUGGGGGGUCAUUCAAACCAAUGGCUGGGCAGGCGAAGAGGCGCAGAAAUAAUGGUGAGAGAACGAAAUAACGGACAAGGAGGCGGGGUAGGCAAACAGACAGAGUCAGCUGAAAUCUACGAAUGGCACAGACUUUCACAUUGAAUGGCAUAUGCUAGGGGUAUUCACGAGAAUUACGCAAACGGAUUAUUGUGUCUCUCCUGCCGCGUAUCUCACUGCCUGUUAUUUUUGCUGCUAUUUAUUUUACUCAUAUGCUGACUAUCCCUAGUGCCAGCUGCAGGGCUUCUUUUCUUUUUUUGAUUCUGCUCUGCAUAUCGCAUUCAUCACAGUUUUUUCGUUUACCUCGAUUUAUAUUUUC
This is a messenger RNA of Drosophila hydei, 4184 nucleotides long. RefSeq names its product netrin-B. Lineage: Eukaryota; Metazoa; Arthropoda; Insecta; Diptera; Drosophilidae. The record is from RefSeq and is a predicted model, not a curated record. The transcript has 7 exons. Gene Ontology annotation, molecular function: protein binding. The coding region runs from base 869 to 3304 and encodes 811 amino acids.